Messenger RNA from Lachancea thermotolerans CBS 6340, 1650 nucleotides. Its product is annotated as bifunctional fructose-2,6-bisphosphate 2-phosphatase/6-phosphofructo-2-kinase. The transcript has a single exon. Bases 1 to 1650 code for a protein of 549 amino acids. NCBI's taxonomy places the organism in Eukaryota, Fungi, Ascomycota, Saccharomycetes, Saccharomycetales, Saccharomycetaceae. Gene Ontology annotation, molecular function: 6-phosphofructo-2-kinase activity; ATP binding; fructose-2,6-bisphosphate 2-phosphatase activity. The record is from RefSeq and is a predicted model, not a curated record. Gene Ontology annotation, cellular component: cytosol. Gene Ontology annotation, biological process: fructose 2,6-bisphosphate metabolic process; fructose metabolic process.
AUGGAUUCCAGUGUAUUAGAAGAGGUCCCCAUCAAGGACACGCUCAGCGUCCCCGGUUCUAGCAUGGGAAACCAUAUGGCUAGAACACGCAGGAGGUGGUCCAGCAGUUCUGCCGACAAGCGGCCGAAGGUUAGUGAGACCACUGAUGGCGUGCACGAAGACUCCAAAUCCGAUUAUAUUUCACCGGGUCAGCUGUACUCCACAGAGUCCGGGCGUUUGUUCCACGCGGGCAAGAUACUCAUUGUGCUAGUGGGUCUACCAGCUACGUCUAAGACGUUACUGUCGGUGGCGAUCACAAGGUACACUAAGUGGCUUGGUGUGCGUACAAGCUCAUUCCACGUCUCGGAGUACAGAAGGAGGAUGGUCAACGUCGACUACGACAGGUUUCCAAACGACUAUUUCUCCGCCAAACCGCAAACCGCAGAAGGCCAGGCGCUGAGGACGAAAAUAUUGGAUCAAGUACUCCUUGACAUGCUAGAGUUCUUCAAGGAAAGCAAGGGCCAACUUGCGGUCUACGAUGCCCUGAACAUCCUAGUAGAAGAGAGAACACAGCUGCAGAAGAUUUUCUCAGAACGAAACAUCAAGGUACUUUUCAUAGAGUCUGUGAUGACAGAUUCAGAAAUGAUCAAGCACAACGUGGAUAUGGCCACGAAGUCCGCAGAUUACGCCGAUUGGCCGCAAAAGGACGCAAUCCAUGACUACAUGCAUCGUUUGAGAGUCAACAGAGAGCUGUACGAAGAGAUGACUCCAAAAGAACAACUCAGCUACGUGAAAUACGUCAAUUUUGGCGAACGCCUGAGUGUCAAUAACAACCAUUUCGGAUACCUGAUAAACAAAAUCGUGUUCUUCCUGAUGAAUCUGAGAAACAAGAAGGGGUGUGUUUAUUUUGCUCGCUGUGGUACUAGCGACAACGACAAGUAUGUCGACGAUGAGCUGUUGAAUGCAGAGGGUGUCAAAUAUUCCAAUCUCCUGACAGACUUGGUGCUGCAGACCGUCAACGAAAGGAGAGCUUCCCAGCAGCCAGUGUCUAUUACCCCCAUUGGGAGCGCGAGCAGUCCAAAUUCUGGGCUGAGCUCGCGUUCAAUGUCACCAUCGUUAUCUCCUCUUCUAGCUACUGCUGCCUCACUCCGUAGAACGGAAUCAACUGGUAACGCCUCGAUGAGACAGCCAGCUUCAGGCGAUGGCGGCGAUGAGGACUCUUUUGUUGUAUGGACUGCUCCAAGAAAGCGUACCCACGAUACCGCCAAGUUUUUCGAAGAGCGUGGCAUAACUGUAAGACAAAGGUACCAGCUGCAGCAACUACACCCUGGCCUCGUAGCUGAUCUAACGGAGGAUGAAGUCAGCCAGAAGUUUCCCGAAGAGUACAAAGAAUGGAAGAAGGAUCCUUAUCAUUACAGGUUUCCCCGCGCUGAAUCCUAUCACGAUCUUGCUGUGCGGAUGGAGCCGCUUCUUUUGGAAAUGGAGAGAAUGCGGGGCGACAUCCUUAUCAUCGGUCAUGAGUCUGCUCUGCGAGUACUUUACGGAUACCUCAUGGCGUGCUCGUGCUCAGACAUUCCAAACUUAAAGUUUACAAGAGACGAACUCAUUGAAAUCUCAUUCAGCCCAUUCGAAAAUAAGGUUCGGAGAAUUCCUGUUGUUAUGAACAAAUGA